Molecule: messenger RNA, 2045 nt
Organism: Schistosoma spindalis
Lineage: Eukaryota; Metazoa; Platyhelminthes; Trematoda; Strigeidida; Schistosomatidae
Source: the annotation of a GenBank genome assembly
AAUAAAACGAAUAACAAUAAAAUAAAUGAAUUAUUCAUAUUACAUAAUAAUUCAUUAGAUUAUCAUAACUUAGAUAUGAAACUUACAAAAAUAUGUGAAUCAUUUUUAAAUAUAGAACCAAAUCAAAUAUAUGCUAAACAAUAUGAAAAUUAUUCAACAAAACAACAUAUUUUAUAUUCAUGGAAAUCAAUGAAUGAUUGUAUAUUAUUUCGAAAUUCUUUUAAAUAUUUAUUAUGGACAAAUAAAGAAGAAUUGAAUUAUCCUAUUGGAUUUGCAUUUUCAGUUUAUGAAAAUAUUGAUCGUAUAGCACGUUUAUUACGUCUUUUAUAUAGACCACAUAAUUUAUAUUGUAUACAUGUUGAUCGUAAAACAUCAAACGAGUUUUAUCAAUCUAUAGUUGAUUUAGCUAAAUGUUUUGGUAAUAAUGUUGAAAUUAUCAAACGUUCACAAAGUGUUUCAGUUAAAUGGGGAUAUUUUUCUGUAUUAGAUUCAUUUCUUAAAUGUACUCAAAUUAUGUUGAAUAAUACAAAAGUUCAGUGGAAAUAUGUUAUGAAUAUUAAUGGAAAAGAAUUACCAUUACGUACUAACUGGGAAUUGAUUAAAGCAUUAAAAGCUCUAAACGGUGCUAAUAUAAUUGGAUGUACAACAAAAAAUGGACCAAAGAAAAGAAUUCCUCGUAGAAAACCAUCAUUCAAUGUUACAUGGAUAAAAGGAAGCUUUUUAGUUGCAUUACGUAAAGAAUUUGUCAGUUAUUUACAUAUGAAUCCCAAUUCUAUUGAAUUAUUAAAUAUUCUCAGAGAAGAACAACAUUUAAUGAAAAUACCAGAUGAAAUGUUUUUCAGUACAUUGGCUUAUAAUCCACAACUAUUUGCCCCUGGUGCUUGUAAAGAAUUUUAUCCACCUAAUGAAAAUGAUAAUCAAUCAACUUUUGUAUCACGCUUCGUUAUUUGGAAACCAAAAAGAUGUGCUACCGGGAAAAGAUAUCAUACAAUAUGUAUGUUAGGUGUACAACAUUUAUACAAUUUAACAAAACGUCAAGAGUUUUUUGCCAAUAAAUUUCAUAAUGGUUUUUAUGAUGCAGCGUAUGAUUGUCUUGAAUAUUGGAUAUUGAAGAAAAUGAAGAUCGAACGUUUAACGGGUAGAUUAGAUCCAACAUUUAAUCCUCAAUUCUAUGCUGAUUUACAUUGUUCAAAAAACCAUGUAUAAUACCUUCGAGCUGUGUUACUCUAUUAUAUUAUGUGUGUAUUUGUUUGAAAAAUCUGUUAACUUUCAGUUUUUUAUUGCACCAUUCUUUGUUUAAGAUAUCACUUGCGAUUUCAAAAACAGAAAUGACAAUAUAAUCCAUUCCAAGUAUCAUUUAGCACCAUUAUUUGAAUAUAUCUGCUAAUUAUUUGAAAUUUCUGUUCUCUGUAUGUUGAAGAUUCACCCACUUGUGCAUCAUUCCAAGUGCUAUUAUACUGAAUAGUAUGUUAUUUUUGAAUGUAAUCUAUUCAAUUCUUGUUUUGAAAGUAAUUUUAUCACACAUUGAUAGUAAAAGUAAAUGCUCUAAACUGCAUUCAUAAACAAAUAAUAUAUUUGUAAUAUCCCAAUGAGUAGAAAAUUAGAUUUUCUGACGUUUCGUGACUUAGUGUAAGCCACUUCUUCAGAGAAUAAAUAAUAUAUUUUAUUGUUUUGUACGUUUGAAAUACUACGUAAUUGAAAACCACUUAUGAUGACAAUCUGUGUGCAAAUGGUCACAGGAAAUAUGUACUGACUGUACGAUAAAUUUACAGGCAUAUGAUACAGUGACUUAUGUCAUGACAAUAAAAGAGAACAUACCUUACAUUUAAACUUUGUGUUCAUAAAACGCUGAUAUACUACGACUUUGAAAAAAUAGAAAACGAGAGAUAAUUACUUUUGGCGACGUGUUGGUUUCUUUCUGUACUUCCUGGUUUAUUGACUAAGUUUUAAUUAUUGUUUUGUAAAACAUCAUUGAAAUAAAAUUCAAAAGGCUGGCUUCAUGUAUUUUAGAAUAGGCAACAUCACAUUUGUCAUGGUUGAUAAUU